Messenger RNA from Cucurbitaria berberidis CBS 394.84, 1443 nucleotides. Its product is annotated as glycoside hydrolase family 1 protein. The record is from RefSeq and is a predicted model, not a curated record. Gene Ontology annotation, biological process: carbohydrate metabolic process. The coding region runs from base 1 to 1443 and encodes 480 amino acids. The transcript is spliced from 4 exons. Lineage: Eukaryota; Fungi; Ascomycota; Dothideomycetes; Pleosporales; Cucurbitariaceae. Gene Ontology annotation, molecular function: beta-glucosidase activity.
AUGUCACAGUCAUAUCUACCCAAAGAUUUCUUAUGGGGAUUUGCAACAGCAAGUUACCAGGUCGAGGGCGCCCCGCAUGAAGAUGGCCGCGCGGAUUCCAUCUGGGACACCUUCUGCCGCAUUCCAGGCAAAAUCGCCGGUGGAGAAUCGGGGGAUGUGGCCUGCGACUCGUACCACCGCACUGCUGAGGAUAUUGCCCUCUUGAAGGAGACUGGCGCAAAGUCGUACCGCUUCUCGCUAUCGUGGUCUCGCAUCAUACCCCUCGGUGGACGCAAAGACGCUGUAAACGAGAAGGGCAUCCAGCACUACGUCAAGUUCGUCGACGACCUCCGCACAGCUGGCAUCGAGCCCAUGAUCACGCUCUUCCACUGGGAUUUACCCGACAACCUGCACAAGCGCUAUGGGGGCAUGCUGAACAAGGACGAAUUCGUAAAAGAUUUCGAGAACUAUGCCAGGGUGUGUUUCAAGGCCUUCGGUUCCAAGGUGAAAUAUUGGAUCACCUUCAACGAGCCAUGGUGCAGUUCCAUUCUCGGAUAUAAUACCGGACUAUUUGCACCCGGUCGUUGCAGCGACCGUAGCAAAAGUGCGGAGGGUGACAGUUCCCGGGAGCCGUGGAUUGUUGGGCACUCGCUCCUCAUUGCUCACGGAGCCGCAGUCAAGGCGUACCGCGACGAUUUCAAGGCGAAGGAUGGGGGCCAAAUUGGAAUUACUCUUAAUGGCGACUGGACCGAGCCGUGGGACCCCGAGGACCCGAAAGAUCGUGAAGCAUGCGACCGCAAGCUUGAGUUCGCCAUCUGCUGGUUCGGCGACCCAGUGUACUUUGGCAAGUACCCAGAGUCCAUGCGGAAGCAGCUGGGCGACAGACUGCCAGAGUUCACGCCCGACGAAGCUGCGCUGGUCAAGGGAAGCAACGACUUCUACGGCAUGAACCACUACUGUGCAAACUACAUUAGACACAAGGAUGGGGAGGCCGAGCUGGACGAUUUCGUCGGUAACCUAGACGUCCUCUAUCAGAACAAGAAGGGAGACUGGAUUGGCCCAGAGACGCAAUCCGUCUGGCUACGGCCCAUGCCUUUGGGCUUCAGGAAGCUAAUCAAAUGGCUAAGCGAUCGAUAUGGCGGCCCAACCUUCUACGUCACAGAGAACGGAACCAGCUUGAAGGGUGAGAACGAGCUCCCUCUGGAGCAGCUGUUGGACGACGAGUUCCGCUGCGAAUACUUUAGGGGAUACAUUGGUGCCUUGGCCGAUGCUCAUACCCUUGAUGGUGUGGACGUCAGGGGCUACUCCGCAUGGAGUCUCAUGGAUAACUUUGAAUGGGCCGAGGGCUACACGACACGUUUCGGUGUCACGUUUGUCGAUUACCAGGGCGGGCAAAAGCGGCAGCCUAAAAAAAGCGCCCGCGAGAUCUCAAAAAUCUUCGACAAGUACAUUAAAAAGGAGUAA